Messenger RNA from Corythoichthys intestinalis (scribbled pipefish), 1844 nucleotides. RefSeq names its product KDEL endoplasmic reticulum protein retention receptor 2b (gene kdelr2b). The transcript is spliced from 5 exons. Gene Ontology annotation, biological process: endoplasmic reticulum to Golgi vesicle-mediated transport; protein retention in ER lumen. The record is from RefSeq and is a predicted model, not a curated record. Gene Ontology annotation, cellular component: endoplasmic reticulum; cis-Golgi network; membrane. Lineage: Eukaryota; Metazoa; Chordata; Actinopteri; Syngnathiformes; Syngnathidae. Bases 200 to 838 code for a protein of 212 amino acids. Gene Ontology annotation, molecular function: ER lumen protein retrieval receptor activity.
CUGUUGUAGUCUCGCUCACUUCCCCGAGCCACGUCGCGCAAUACUCGCCAUUUUCCUCGAUUUUUAGCGAGCAAGAAUCCAAUAAUCGUCGUUGUUUUUAACCAAAAACGACUAGAUCACUUAUUUUUCGUCAUCAUAGCCGCAUUUAGAUAUUCUCAGGGUCUCGAUUCUCGCCAAGUCUGCUGGAGCUGUCUGAAACAUGAAUAUUUUCAGGCUAACCGGCGACCUGUCCCACCUAGCAGCUAUCAUCAUCCUGCUGCUAAAAAUAUGGAAAACCCGCUCCUGUGCCGGAAUCUCCGGAAAGAGUCAGGUCCUGUUUGCGUUGGUUUUCACCACUCGCUACUUGGACCUGCUUACAUCCUUCAUCUCCCUGUACAACACAACCAUGAAGAUCAUUUACAUCGGAUGCGCAUAUGCCACUGUGUACCUCAUCUACCUGAAGUUUAAAGCGACUUACGACGGAAACCACGAUACGUUCCGGGUGGAGUUUCUCGUCAUCCCCGUCGGUGGACUCGCGUUUUUGGUCAAUCACGACUUCUCGCCCUUGGAGAUCCUGUGGACGUUCUCUAUUUACUUGGAGUCGGUGGCCAUCCUGCCACAGCUCUUCAUGAUCAGCAAGACUGGCGAGGCGGAGACCAUCACCACGCACUACUUGUUCUUCUUGGGGCUCUACAGAGCAUUGUACCUUAUCAACUGGAUAUGGAGGUUCUACUUUGAAGGGUUCUUCGACAUGAUUGCCAUUGUCGCAGGGGUGGUGCAAACCAUCCUCUACUGCGAUUUCUUCUACUUGUAUGUAACAAAAGUUCUCAAAGGAAAGAAGCUGAGUUUGCCUGCUUAAGUGCCAAAGAGGAGCAUUUUAGCAGACUCAAAGUAAGGGACUGGCCGGGACGAGGAGUCGCACGGACACCUUUCACCUACCCUCGUCCCCUCCACCAUCACUCCCCAACUUCCUCCCGCCAGAGUAAGAUGCUUGAGACAGAAAGCAAGUAGGAGUGGCUGUGCAUCGUUUUCUGACCAGCAUCUGAACAUCCGCAGAAGCUAGUCCCUUCUUAUUGGGUAUCUGUUUGACGCAUCUUACAUUUUUUUAAAUUACUUUGUAUAAAGGAAGGAAAAAAAUGUGGGAAAUAUUUUCUACAUAAAGUUUUCUGAAGAAAUAUGAGAAUUUGUUGCAUUGAAAACCGUGGUUGUGGAAUAUUUUGAGAUGUACAUUCUAAAUAAAUACACAUUACUUUCAGUUUUAUUUUGGAAAGAUUAUCAUGCAUUGUAUGAAUUUAGUGGCGGGGGGGAGUUUUAAUGGUAAAUAGUUUUUGUAUUUUGAAGAUGAUGGGAUCUUUACUUUUACAGUAAUGAAAAUUACUGUUAACGCAUGAUUGGACUAUAGGAAAAUAUUAAUGAGCUUUCAGAGUUGAUUUUAUUACAAUGUAAUACAAGAUUAUUAAGUCACAUUUGUAAUUUUUACAUUAUUAUGGGCAUUAUGCAUAUUAUGCCACAAUGGUGACUAGAUUUCUGAACAGACGUGCAACAAAGUCAAACACGCAAAUGAACAUUUUGAAGGCUAAGUUGCGUCCACAACACUAAUAAUUUGUAAGACACUCCAUCAUACAAGUCUUUUAAGAUUUCUGGUGGUUGGAGAUGAUUUUGUUCAUCUUGUUUCUAAUGAACAAGAGUCAUAAUCGUUCAACUGUUUUGUACAAUUGUAACUUUCUGUGCAUUCUGCUUUGCUGAAUCCUCUGUAGUUAUCUUUUUUUUUUUUUAAUCUUCAUGCAGGCAAUUCAAAACUGAAAAUUUCAGAGCUUUUUCUACAUGUUGCCAAUGCCACCACAAAUAAAGACUAAAAUGGCUGA